UAUAUACCUUCCGUGAUUGCCGACAGCAACCUAUAGCGUCCGCGACCACGAUCAAAGCGCUGUUGCGACGGCUCUGGAUCAUUAUGGUCUGCCCAGGCAAAGCCACAUGCAAUAGUUCAGACGGCGCACUGCAGUGGGUGUGUUGCACUAGCAUCGCUGGUCUUGGCCCUCGCCCGUUGCGUGACGCGAUAGCGUCGAUCGGUCGCCCCGUGUCAUCGACGCGCGUUCGUCAUACGAGCCGUUGGUUGGCGUCAGUCGCUUGCCGUCGAGCUACUCGCUUCGGAAAAAUAGGACCUACAUUCUGUGUUGCAGAUCCGCAUGACAUCACCGUUGCGAGACGCCGACGUGGUCAUGGCCGAGGAUGGAUCCUGCAGUCGCAGUUUGCAUUUCGCCGCCUUGAAGAUGCUCGAUGACGUGGCCGUCUACUCGCAAGCGACCGUGAAGGCGCUCUUCCAGGACAUCCGCCACGUCGACUUGCCCAACGGGUUGCACAUGGAGUACGCUGUCCACGGCGCCGGCGACGACGCGCCGCACAAGAUCCUGCUCCUCAUGGGCCUCAUGGGCGAGAAGGAGACGUGGACGCCGCUGCUCGCGACGCUCCUCGACCAGUCGACGCACCACCACGCGCAGUACCAGAUUGUGACGCUCGACAACCGUGGUGUUGGCGGCUCGGACAAGCCGUUCGUGCGCUACACGACCGCGCUCUUGGCAGACGACGCGCGGUUGCUUCUCGAGCACCUCGGCUGGACCCGCGUCCAUGUCGUCGGCGUCAGCAUGGGCGGCAUGGUGGCGCAAGAGCUCGCGUACGCAGCGCCGCACCUCGUCCGGUCGCUCGCGCUCAUCGUGUCGUCACCGGGGCACACGACGGGCGCGUUUCCCGGCAUUGCGCAGUUUGCGACGUACCUGACGAUGGCCAAGUUUGGCUUUGCGCGUACGAUGCACGACAUCGUCGACACGAUGAUGAGCACGCUCUAUCCCAAGCACUACCUCGCGCAGACGACGUCGGACGGCCGCACGGUGCAUGCGAUGCUGCAUCAGUACCACCUCGAGCUCCUCGACGGCGUCACGUUCAACUUGGCGGGCGUGCAGGGCCAGCACGCGGCGGUCUUUGGCCACAACAUGAGUCCGGCGCGGCUUGAGGCCGUGCGCGCCCACGGGUUUCCGAUGCUCAUCGUCGGCGCCGCGCACGACUGGAUUCUGCACCCGAAGAACGCCGACUACCUCUUUCUGCACCUCGAGGGUCCGCACACGCGCAAGGUCUUCUUCGAAUCGUCGGGCCACUGCGUCCAAAACCAGAUGCGCCGCGAGGUGGCCGCCGCGCUCCACGACCAUUUUGCCGUCGAGCCUACCGCGCCGUGACGUGCCUUUUGUGGAAGAGUGCAUUUUAUAACGUCAAUGUGAUGGCGCUUGGAGCUACA
Saprolegnia diclina VS20 is the source of this 1418-nucleotide messenger RNA. RefSeq lists its product as hypothetical. The coding region runs from base 319 to 1359 and encodes 346 amino acids. The transcript is spliced from 2 exons. The record is from RefSeq and is a predicted model, not a curated record. Lineage: Eukaryota; Oomycota; Saprolegniomycetes; Saprolegniales; Saprolegniaceae.